Molecule: messenger RNA, 417 nt
Organism: Clonostachys rhizophaga
Lineage: Eukaryota; Fungi; Ascomycota; Sordariomycetes; Hypocreales; Bionectriaceae
Source: the annotation of a GenBank genome assembly
AUGGCCUCUUUCACGGGAAGUUGCAUCUGCAAUAAGCUCAAAUUCUCCUUUACUGGUGAACCGAAACAAACGGCUGUCUGUCACUGCCUCCAAUGCCAAAAGCUCACCGGCUCUGCCUUCACUUACAACCUCCUUGUCCCGCGCGAGGACUUCAAAUGGACCUCUGGGUCACCCAAGGCCGGCAGCUUCAAGCAAGAGAGUGGAAUCAUCGUUGAGUAUUCUUUCUGCCCGGACUGCGGUACCAUAAUUGCCAAGCAGACCGACAAAGAAGACUUCAAGCCCUUCUCCCUUGUUCAAGCUGGGACAGUUGAUGGAUUUGAUACCAAGAGAAAGCCCGACGCGGAGUUUUGGGUGAGCCGCAAAGCAGACUGGGUUCAGCCUAUUCCGGGUGUUCCACAAAUGGCGAAGUUUGAAUAA